Stegastes partitus (bicolor damselfish) is the source of this 4308-nucleotide messenger RNA. It is a transcript of the gene pard6a, whose product is annotated as par-6 family cell polarity regulator alpha. Bases 209 to 1504 code for a protein of 431 amino acids. Gene Ontology annotation, biological process: regulation of cellular localization; establishment or maintenance of cell polarity; centrosome cycle. NCBI's taxonomy places the organism in Eukaryota, Metazoa, Chordata, Actinopteri, Pomacentridae. The transcript is spliced from 6 exons. The record is from RefSeq and is a predicted model, not a curated record. Gene Ontology annotation, molecular function: protein binding. Gene Ontology annotation, cellular component: apical plasma membrane; nucleus; cell cortex.
CAGACUGGAUUUACCGGACUCCACCUGUCGCGAGCGCUGAGCUCCGUUUCUGUUUGUGGAUGUCGUGAGCGAUUGACAGCAGCGCGCGCUGACACAGGACGGCACGAGCUCUGGCAAGAGGAGCCGCUCACGAGCUGCAGCAUCAGCUCCAGUCCUCCGCGAGACAUCCGCUCACCGAGCCCGGAGAAGGACGCACAGCAGCCGGCGCAUGCUUUUAUCCGCAGUGCCUCAGCCACGCAGCCAGCCGGGGAGCAGAAUGUCAAGACAGCAGCAGCAGCAGCAGCAACAGCAGCACCGGACGCCGUUAAAACUCACCGACAACGUGGUGGAGGUCAAGAGCAAAUUUGAGGCAGAAUACCGUCGCUUUGCUCUGAAGAGAAAUGGCCCAGGUGGAUUCCAGGAGUUCUACCGCCUCCUCCAAACCAUCCAUCGCAUCCCUGGUGUCGACGUCCUGCUGGGAUACGCAGACGUCCACGGAGACCUCCUUCCAAUCAACAACGAUGACAACUUCCACAAAGCUGUCUCGUCAGCUAAUCCGCUACUCCGCAUCAUUAUAACCAAAAAAGAGGAUGAACCAGUCGUCUUUGCCACCAACUCUCUCCAGAGGCGUAAGAAGGGACUAGGCUUAACUGGACUGCGCACCACAAGCUCAGGCUCCACCCACUCAAAGAACAAAUCAGGCCUCUUGAUUGGACUGCCGCAGAACUUCAGACAGAUCUCAUCCAUCAUCGAUGUCGACAUUUUGCCUGAGACACACCGACGGGUACGACUCCACAAGCACGGUACCCACAAACCACUGGGCUUCUACAUCCGUGACGGGGUGAGCGUGCGGGUGACACCACAGGGUGUAGAGAAGGUUCCAGGGGUAUUCAUAUCUCGUCUGGUCCGAGGGGGGUUAGCAGAAAGCACGGGGCUGCUGGGUGUUAACGACGAGAUUCUCGAGGUGAACGGCAUCGAUGUAGCAGGAAAAUCUUUGGAUCAGGUUACAGACAUGAUGGUAGCCAACAGUCACAAACUCAUUGUCACCGUGAAACCGGCCAACCAGAGGAACAAUGUUGUGCAUCGCGGGAGUAAAACCUCAAUGGGUAACUCUGGUUCUGUGGGCUCAGCUGGAUCUACAGGCUCUGCUCUGUCACAUGACUCACCAAGCCCCGCCUCUCAGAGCAACCCCAUUACUGCAAGCAACAGCAUUGCUGAGGGCGACAGUGACGAUGAAGAUGACGACGGCGACCUCAUUCUGGAGAACGACUGCCUGACACCCUACGACUCCCACAGGGUAACUAACAGUAACAGCACUAACCUCAACAGAGACUCACCUAGCAACAGGCCACACAACUUCACUGUGGGUAGGUCCCUCCCACAGAGCGUCUCGUUGCCCAGCAGCAUCGGAGCAUCCCUGAGUGACAGCUCUAUGAUGAUGUCCAAUCACAACGGAAACCCUGCCCACACAGCUAAUAGCAGUCAAGAGAGCAUGAGAGAGGAUGGCAACAUAAUUACACUGUAGCCAUGACAACAAAUGACACCUUGACUGUAACUAAGGGAUUAUGGAAUGUUACAGUCGCAGUGCUGUAACCAUGACGAUUCCAGAUAACUGUCCAGUUAUCUGUCAGAGGACAGACUCAGCAGCAUCUUUUUUUUCUAAAAGUUCUCCCUGUUGAUCCCCUGCAAGUUUCUCUUUUUAAAGUGAAGGGAGGUGUGGACAGGUUAAGUACACUGACAGGACCACACAAACCUCGUUCAGAACAGUCUACUAGUUUCUUACCUCUUGCCAGCCUUGGUGGAUUAUUGACUUUUACAAUUUACAGGCAACCCGUAGAAACUUUUUAUAUGUCUGCAACAUGUGACCGAGGUGACAUUUGGAGCUGAACAGUCAGGUUCUGUAAGCAAAAAAAUAUAUAUUAUUUGUGUUAUUAUAUUAUAAUAAGCCUAUGGAAAUGAUUUAGAUGCCAUAAUGUAUUAACUGAUUAAUAUGGGCAAAACUGAGAAAUGAGUAUAAAUGCUCCCGUAAAAGCCAUACGUCAGUUUGAUGUCAACACGUUAAGAAAAGGUCUUUAUCCAAAAUUGCUUGUGAAGUACUACAAAACCUGCAAACCUCCAAACCUACAGGUGCACCAAUCAGAUACAUCACUAAUAACGGCAGUUUAACUGCUGAAUCAAACAAGACAAUGAAAGAUCAAUAGAGUGUAAAACAUUAAGGGUUCUAUUUUCACAGCAAGACAAGCGUGUCAGUUUAGCAUCGCUCUGAUUUUGAUAUUCUCUUUGUCCAUCUGUGUGACAUUUUGAUGCCCGGUGCACAGCGCAUGGUGCACAGGUGGAAGCAGAAGACCAGACAGGUGUGGGGCUCAUUCAAAUGCAGCAGCACAAAGAAAGUUGUUGGUGUUUUGGUGGAAAUUGGAUCUUAGCCACAAAUAAAUGCCUUUCUGGUGACACUUUACACUACGAUGACUUGGAUGAUUUUUGUCAACCACAGCAAGUGAAGUAUUUGCAGCACAAGCACAACAGUAACUGAAAAAUCAUUUUAAAAAUAUGUUUGAACCCACUACUACUUGCCUUACAGUCAUUACAUUUGGUUGGCAUGUGAAAUAAAGGUUUAUUUUGAUCAAAGCAGAAACACCAGUAAAUCAGUCUAAUCAGUCUAAAUGAAUCUAUAUAAACAAAUAUGGUUGAUUCUGACAGUAUCUUCUUCUCAGUGUAAGCUUCUUCUUUAGUUCAAUAAACACCUGCAGCCUCUGAAGGCAGAAGGACGCUCAUGUUCAUAAACUUGCAGCCUCUGAUUGCAGAAGAGUAUCACCAGAGCACAGCUCCUUCAGAGAGCAGUAAUGUGAUUGGCUGAGAGAGCAUUUAUUAAUCACCACACCCUCUUUUUUCUGUAUGUACAUUCACAGAGUCCUGUUGCACAUUCAUGAAGCGAAAUAGCAAGUGGAGACGCCCAAGCAGUUUGUACACACAAGACACACCAUACCACAUUGUUUGUUGCUCUGACAACAUUAAAGUAGUGCACUACUUGAACUAUAGCGUACACAUGCAACUAUACAAACUCAUUUGCGUUGUGAUUUGUACAACUGUUAUAGAAGAAAGAAGGAGAAGGGCCUGAAAAGGUGUUACAUAGGUGUUUUUAUAUGAUUUUCUCUGUAAAUUUAAGAAUCUAUUAAGUGGAGACAUCUGUUUCAUCUUAGACCAAACAAAAUACAGAAACAUGGAAUCAAGCAUCAAUAUCAGGGGCCAAAAUAAUGAAAUGCCUGUCAUGUGGAGUGCUCCUGUACUCUUAUCUGGGUCAUAUACGUUUGUAACUGGUGUGUAUGUCUUGGAGCUUUGGGGCUGUUACCUUACAGUCAGAGAUGCUGGAUGACUGUGUCACACACUGCGUUUUUUCAUUGUCACAUGCUCUUCUUCACAUUUUACCAAAAUCCAAUUCACCUGAAUCUCAAACUGAAAAACUGUCAGAAAAUAAUCAGCACACAAUAGGAAAUGUAUAAAGUUCUCUUGAGCUUGGCCUUGGCUAAUGUCCCAACUGCAGCUAUCUUGUAUAAUGCACUAUCUUACUGUAUUCUCUAGUUAUUCAAGCAAUUCAGUACUCUCUCAUUCAAUUCAGAGCAAGACCCUGAAAAAAGUGUUACACAGAGCUCAAUAAUCUGCAUGUGCUCAGCGCCCUCUGAUAGUCUAAACGCUUACUCAAUGCCAUGUUGGUCUAACCCGGCUUUGAACACUCGUGUCCCGAGGAUGUGGAAGAAAACCCGUCAUGCUUAUGUUACCUUGUAAAAGGACCUCGUCAAGGCUUCUUGUCAACAAUCAAGAAUUCUGUUAAUAUUCCAUGAUUCUCACCAGAAUGCAUUGUGUAACCUUGAGGCCAAAAAAAUACGUUUGCAAAGCUUAAUAUGCAGCAUUGCUUGUAUCUGUGUAUACUAGCUUGCAGUCUUCUUCCCUGUUCUUGCUGAUACAUUGCAGCACAUCCUAUCAGCACCUGUUGCUCAGUGGAAUAGUGUGACGUCACUGGCAAGACUGCACAGCUCAUCACUCAGAUCAAGGAGUUUAAAAUUACUCUUCAAACUCUUUAAUUACCACUUUUUUUUCAAUCAUCGUUGAACAAUGAGAAUUGUAGUUUGUGACAGUCACACAGUUUGUGAGAUGUCAUUUGUGGCCAGCUGUUCAUUAAGGAACAAAAUACCAGACUUGAUUUGACCAAACCUGAGUCUGUUCUGACCCCCAAACAGACAAACCCACUCUCUGAGGCAGGUCAGGUGAUCACGUUGUCCACUCCUGCUCGGCCGAUACAUACAGGAGAGCUGUCACAGAUUCAUUCUCGUUUGU